UGACUGAACAAUAUUUUAAAUGUCGUUUUAAAAUGGGAGCUCCGUCCGUGGAGUCACACACCUUAAUGAAGACUUGUUGAGAACACUGUGAAGAUGCCUCGUGAAUGCUGAGGAGCAACAGCAGCUGUCUCGUCUUCAGUUAUCCUCCCAUUGCAAAUAAAUGAGUCAAUAUGGCCGCAGAGCAGCGAGCCCUGCACAACUGAGACGGAAUAAAACAGCAUACAGAUUAAAUGGCGUUCAUGUCUCGAUUCUCUCGGUCCCGGAGCAGCUCCAGGUCUCCGAGCCGAAAAGACUCCGAACGCGCCUCCCCGAACCUGUCCGUUUCCGAGCUAGAGAGGCUCCUAUACACGGGCAAAACGGCCUGCAACCAUGCAGACGAAGUAUGGCCACGACUCUACAUUGGAGACCAGGAUAUUGCAUCAGAUCGCCGUGAGCUGGCCAAACUUGGCAUUACACACAUCCUCAACUGUGCACAGACGAAGUGGCGCGGGGGAGCCGAGUAUUACGCCGGGAUGAACAUCACCUAUCACGGCAUCGAGGCUCAUGAUUCCCCAACUUUUGACAUGAGUGUCAACUUCUAUCCUGCUGCUGAGUUCAUUCACAAAGCCCUCACCAGCGGAGGUAAGGUUCUGGUCCACUGUACUGUGGGAGUGAGCCGCUCAGCUACUCUGGUGCUAGCCUACUUGAUGAUCAGACAAAAUCUGACGCUUGUGGAGGCUAUCAAAACAGUAAAAGACCACCGAGGUGUCAUCCCUAACCGAGGUUUCCUCCGCCAGCUCAACGGCCUGGACGGCAUCCUGAGAGAGAGCCGCAAGACAUCACAGAGCUGAAAACGCUCUCAACACACAUUCCACCUGAGGUAGCAACCCUUUACGCCAAGAGAUAAACUGGGACCAAGCUAGGAACAACCUGUGAGUUUCUGACACUGCAGCUCUGAAUGGCAGCCAGUGAUAGGACAGUUUAACUCAUAUCUUCUCACUCAGUUUGUUCAGUAUGUUGUAGUUCUGUAGCCUCUGAAGCAGCAGCAUCAGAUAAUCUAAAAUUGUUUAAUUUUGUAGCUUCCAAAAACUGAUCACACUUGGCCCUGCCCAAACAAAGUCCUUGCUGGAGUUUUUUUCUAGUUAACUUUGAGAGUAAACAAGUUAUAUCAAACCCCAUAAAUAAGAUUCUUUCUCAGUGAUUUUUUUUCCAUAGUUUGAGUCAUUUCAGGUCUUCGCUCAACUUUUUUACAUUCAUGAAGUGCCCUAAACAACCUAAACAGUUGUAUAGCCCAGGUCUAAACCAGCACAGUUACGUAGCCUAUAGAAUUCCAGUAUUAAUACACUGUAUUUAUUUGUUUGUGAAUGCAACAUCAGUUUAAUGUGGAAAAGCAUUGAUUGCAAUUUUCUCGGGUAAUUUUGAUUUUGUUUUCCUAAGUGUAAACUGCCAAUACUGUUUUUGCUGAUUAAGAACUGUAACUUACAGUAUAUACAAAUAAAAAUCAACUUGGUACUAAACGUAUGACCGGGGGUGGGGGUGUUAGCUAGUGUUAGAUAGCGGUCCGUUCCAGUAGCUAACUGCUAGAA
Molecule: messenger RNA, 1565 nt
Organism: Archocentrus centrarchus (flier cichlid)
Lineage: Eukaryota; Metazoa; Chordata; Actinopteri; Cichliformes; Cichlidae
Gene: dusp26
Product: dual specificity phosphatase 26
Exons: 4
Coding region: 231-830 (199 amino acids)
Biological process (GO): protein dephosphorylation; negative regulation of MAPK cascade
Cellular component (GO): cytoplasm
Molecular function (GO): protein tyrosine/serine/threonine phosphatase activity; MAP kinase phosphatase activity
Source: RefSeq, a predicted model, not a curated record